Messenger RNA from Triticum dicoccoides, 1257 nucleotides. RefSeq names its product putative casein kinase II subunit beta-4. Gene Ontology annotation, cellular component: cytoplasm; protein kinase CK2 complex. NCBI's taxonomy places the organism in Eukaryota, Viridiplantae, Streptophyta, Magnoliopsida, Poales, Poaceae. Gene Ontology annotation, molecular function: protein kinase regulator activity. The transcript is spliced from 5 exons. The record is from RefSeq and is a predicted model, not a curated record. The coding region runs from base 185 to 1000 and encodes 271 amino acids.
UACUUUUGCACUCCCACCCCUCCAUGCCCUCGAAAUUGGCGCCACCUCCCUCCCGUGCUCGCCCCUCGCCUGGGCUCUCGACCCAUCCCUGCUCGAACCCUAACCUCAGAUGGCGCUUCCCGCGUGAGAGGACGCUGCCGCGGCAGCAGCGUUGAGGGGGGCUUCGUCGUAGUCAGCGCGACAGAUGUAUAAGCAGGGGGCGGCCGGAGGUGCGGGGCCGGACCGGAAGCGCAUCAGCGACGCGCUCGAUAAGCACCUGGAGAAGGCGGCCGCGUCGCCCUCCACGUCGAGAGGCUCGGCGGGUGCCCGAGGCAACCACAACCGCGUCGUAGUGCCGUCCUCCAUCCCCAAGGGCCGCUGCUCCGAAGGGGAGUCUGAAUCUGACAGUGAAGCAUCAGAUGUUAGUGGCUCUGAUGGAGAAGACACCUCAUGGAUUUCAUGGUAUUGCAACCUAAGAGGGAAUGAGUUCUUCUGUGAAGUCGAUGAUGAUUACAUUCAAGAUGACUUCAAUCUUUGUGGGCUUAGCAGUCAAGUUCCAUAUUAUGAUUAUGCUCUUGAUCUCAUUUUAGAUAUCGAGUCUUCUCAUGGUGAUAUUUUCACAGAAGAACAAAAUGAGCUAGUGGAAUCAGCUGCUGAGAUGUUGUAUGGGCUAAUUCAUGCGCGAUACAUUCUGACCAGUAAAGGGUUGGCUGCUAUGCUGGAGAAAUACAAGAACUAUGACUUUGGACGAUGUCCGCGGGUUUAUUGCUGUGGCCAACCAUGUCUACCAGUUGGACAAUCGGAUAUUCACCGAUCUAGUACAGUGAAGAUAUACUGUCCUAAGUGCGAAGACAUCUACUAUCCACGGUCUAAAUACCAAGGCAAUAUUGAUGGAGCCUACUUUGGGACAACAUUUCCUCACCUGUUUCUGAUGACGUACGAUCACCUCAAGCCCCAGAAGCCCUCGCAGCGCUAUGUUCCUCGCGUAUUUGGCUUCAAGCUCCACAACCACAAGCCAUGAUGCGGAGGUGAAGGAAAAGAUAAGAGGCCCCGGAAGACUACUGUAAGAGUGCAAUCGCCAGAUCAUGCUGCCCACCCAUAUUGUGUGCCCUGUCUGGUCUAUUUAACAUUGAAAUAUUGGUAUAAAAGAAGACAUGAGACGAUGUUGUAACCUAAUUCCAGCUCUACUGGCUAGUAAAUCUGGACCUCUGUUUCCAAAACCAGCAGCUAUCGAGAAAUCAAAGUUAUGGUCGACAAUAUCAUGCCAGUUAUCGUUUA